Molecule: messenger RNA, 1314 nt
Organism: Ichthyophthirius multifiliis
Lineage: Eukaryota; Ciliophora; Oligohymenophorea; Hymenostomatida
Product: splicing factor u2af large subunit, putative
Exons: 8
Cellular component (GO): nuclear speck; commitment complex; U2AF complex
Molecular function (GO): pre-mRNA 3'-splice site binding; poly-pyrimidine tract binding
Source: RefSeq, a predicted model, not a curated record
AUGGACAAAAAAUAAAGUAAAAAAUCCCAUAAAGCACCUAAUAUUUCUUCAGCAUAAUCAAUAUCAACAACCCCCGCAGGAGGACAAAAUUUAACGACAUAAACAACAAAUACUACAGAAAAAAGAACAAGAAAUGUAUUCAGUUCUCCACCUAAAGUAUAACCAGCAGUAAUAAAUCCAGUGUCUUAAAUUGACCCUGGAUUAAGAUUAGGAUAAUAAGUAAUGGAAAGUGCAACUAUUCCUUUAGCUUCAUAAUUAUAUACAAAUUAAUUGGGAUUGGGAAUAGGUGAUAUGAGUAUUGGAAAUAAGAUUCCGCCGGCAUUAUAAAAAAAUUAUAUUCACGCAUUGCGAAUUUAUAUUGGCAAUAUUCCUGAUCCUAUAGAUACAGAAGAUGUUUGUCACUUUGUUUACAAAAGUUUACUUGAAUCUGGAGGACUUUUAGAACCAGGAAAUCCUAUUAUUAGCAAAAAAAAUGAUCCUAUUAAAAAAUUCAUUUUCUUAUAAUUAAGGUCUAUCGAAGAAACGAGUGCUUGUAUGUAAUUAGACGGAAUUUUAUAUAAAGGAAAAAGUUUAAGAUUUAGAAGACCCAAGGACUAUACAACAAUGCCAUAAGUAGAAGGAACUAGAAAAAUUCCUAUACUUGAUAGAAAUAAGCUUAGAAUAGUUUAAACAUAAGUUGAAAAUACAUAUAAUAAAUUAUAAGUAAUGAAUAUCCCGGAAACAAUAAGUGAAGAACAUGUAAUGUAGAUACUUUAAAAUUACGGUGAAUUACGCUCAUUCCAUUUAGCAGUAGAUAUUUAUACAGGGGAAUCUAAAGGAUUUGCUUUUUGUGAAUAUUUAACAGACAAAGCAACUAUGGAUUGUUUAAAUUAAUUAAGUGGAUAAUAAAUAUUGAAUAAAAUAAUAAAUGUGAAAAGAUGUAACCCUAAUUUGGCUCCUCCUGUAGAAGAAUAAAUGCAGCCAAUAGAAGUUUUAGUGAAAAAUUUAUGUGAUUUUAUAAAUAAAUCAAUUUUGGAAUCUGGUUUUAAAGAUAUUCAAGAAGAAUAUAUUUAAAAAGUUAUAUCUAACGAAGGUUAAAAAUAUUCAGGAUUAAAUUAAGAAGAAGCUACUAGUGUACUUAAAAUAAAAAAUGUUAUCGAUAAAUAAGUUAUUGAAGAAGAUCCUGAAUAUGAAUUCAUAUAUAAUGAUUUAAAAUAGCAACUUGUAAAGUUUGGAAGAUUAAAAUAAAUGAUUAUUCCUAGACUUAAAGAAAAAUAUUAGCCAGAUUCUGUUGGUUUAGUUUUUGUCGAAUUUGAAAAUGAAAAAAUAUGUUAA